Molecule: messenger RNA, 11713 nt
Organism: Fragaria vesca subsp. vesca
Lineage: Eukaryota; Viridiplantae; Streptophyta; Magnoliopsida; Rosales; Rosaceae
Product: WD repeat and FYVE domain-containing protein 3-like
Exons: 19
Coding region: 235-11058 (3607 amino acids)
Molecular function (GO): protein binding
Source: RefSeq, a predicted model, not a curated record
CUUUCCAGGCGGAAAAAAAGAGAAAAAAAUUAAAUUCCGCAAACGAAAAUUAAAAACGAAAAAUCCCAUCGGCGCGGAGAGAGAGAGACGACGAUCGAGCUCGGAGCACGAAGCGGCGUCGUUUUGCCGGAUCCUUCAAUUGUGGAAUUUUGGAUUGGGGGGUUUCAUUUUUGGCUGGAUCAGAUCCUCGCAGGCUAGGGCUUUUGGAUCUGGUGCGGCGGAUGAGAGAGGCGUAUGUUUCAGGGAUCCAAAGGCGGUGGGAGAACGAUGAAAUGGGGAACAUUGCUUAAGGACUUGAGAGAGAAGGUUGGGCUCACUAAUUCACCUCCCUCUGCUUCAGCUUCUUCUUCUUCUCCUUCUCCUUCUGCUGCUGCAGCUUCUUCGGAUGCUCUUUCUUCCUCCACCAAUGCUCUCUCAGCUCUUCACGGCUCGUAUUCUCCUUCAAGAGACAAACAUGAACUGGAAUUGGACUUCAAGAGAUUUUGGGAAGAGUUCCGGUCUUCCAGCUCUGAAAAGGAGAAAGAAGCGGCCUUAAAUUUGACUGUAGAUGUUUUCUGUAGAUUAGUGAAGCAGCAUGCAAACGUAGCUCAGUUAGUUACUCUGUUAGUUGAAACACAUAUAUUCUCGUUUGUGGUGGGAAGAGCAUUUGUAACAGAUAUUGAGAAGUUAAAAAUCAGCAGCAAAACAAGAUGUUUGGAUGUAGCAAAAGUAUUGAAGUUUUUUUCGGAAAUCACAAAGGAUGGCAUCAGUCCUGGUUCAAAUAUGUUGACAGCCAUAGAAGUCCUUGUUUCAGGGCCUAUUGAUAAGCAAUCUCUCCUUGAUUCGGGGAUAUUAUGCUGUCUCAUUCACAUUCUCAAUGCCCUUCUGGAUCCUGAUGAAGCCAUUCAACACCAAAAAGCUGCUGGUCAUGAAGAACCAUUUCUUUCUGAGAAAGAUUACAAUGGUGAAGCUGGUCAAGUCCGUCGGCUUGAGGUAGAGGGAAGUGUUGUGCAUGUUAUGAAAGCAUUGGCAAACCAUCCUCUGGCAGCACAGAGUUUGAUUGAGGAUGAUUCGCUUCAGUUGCUCUUUCAAAUGGUUGCACAUGGGUCGUUGACCGUCUUUUCUCGAUAUAAAGAGGGACUAGUUCUGCUACACAUCAUACAACUUCAUAGACAUGCUAUGCAGAUUCUUGGUCUUCUUUUGGUCAAUGACAAUGGGAGCACUGCACGAUAUAUUCGCAAACAUCAUCUGAUAAAAGUUCUUUUGAUGGCAGUUAAGGAUUUCAAUCCUGAUUGUGGUGAUUCUGCAUACACUAUGGGAAUUGUAGAUUUGUUGCUUGAAUGUGUAGAAUUGUCGUAUAGGCCUGAGGCUGGCAGUGUUAGGCUCAGGGAGGAUAUUCAUAAUGCCCAUGGGUAUCAGUUCCUCGUUCAGUUUGCAUUAGCAAUUUCAUCCAUGACAAAGAAUCAGGGGUUCCAUUCUGUUUAUCUUAGAUCUUCAGAUGGUCCGGAUGUAUCUAAUGUUGCAGACAUGCAGGAUCUCAUGGGAGAAAAGGAGUCUUUAACUCAACAACUUUCUCCUACAGUCUCUAGGUUGCUUGAUGUUCUUGUCAAUCUCGCUCAAACUGGCCCAACUGAGUCUGCUGGAACUUCUGGAGUCAAAGGUGCCAAAUCUUCUCAUAUGAGGUCCAGUGGUCAUAACAGGAGUCGCACAGCAUCUUCAGACCGCUUGGCUGAUGAAGUGUGGGAAAAGGACAAUAAUAAAGUUAAAGACCUCGAAGCAGUUCAGAUGUUGCAGGAUAUUUUUCUCAAAUCGGACAGUAGGGAGUUGCAAGCAGAAGUUCUUAAUCGGAUGUUUAAAAUAUUCUCAAGUCAUCUUGAAAACUACAAGUUGUGCCAACAGUUACGGACUGUUCCACUUUUAAUCCUAAAUAUGGCCGGUUUUCCUCCUUCCUUGCGUGAGAUAAUUCUAAAAAUUCUCGAGUAUGCUGUCACUGUUGUGAAUUGCAUUCCUGAACAAGAAUUACUUUCACUUUGCUGCUUGUUGCAGCAACCAAUAGCAUCAGAUUUGAAGCACACUAUACUUUCUUUCUUUGUUAAACUUCUAUCAUUUGACCAGCAGUACAAGAAAGUGCUUCGAGAAGUUGGUGUAUUGGAGGUUUUGUUGGAUGACCUCAAGCAGCACAAGUUCCUUUUGGGUGCAGACCAUAGUAAUACUAAUCUGCUGGAUAAAAAAUCAGGAUCAAGCAGCUUCAAAACACACUUGGACAAUAAGGAUGUUAUUAUUACAUCACCCAGGCUAAUGGAAUCUGGUUCAGGAAAGCUUCCUAUAUUCGAAAUUGAUGGUACAAUUUCUGUUGCAUGGGAUUGCAUGGUCUCUUUACUAAAGAAAACAGAAACAAAUCAGUCAUCUUUUCGUUUGGCUGAUGGUGUAACUGCUGUUCUCCCAUUUCUUGUGUCUGAUAUACAUCGUUCGGGGGUCCUAAGGGUCUUGUCAUGUUUGAUCAUUGAAGAUGGUAGCCAGGCACAUCCUGAAGAGUUAGGUGCAAUUGUUGAAAUCCUAAAAAGUGGAAUGGUUACGAGUGUUUCAGGAUCUCAAUACAGGCUUGAAAAUGAUGCAAAAUGUGACACUAUGGGAGCUUUGUGGCGCAUUUUGGGAGUUAAUAACUCUGCUCAGAGGGUUUUUGGUGAAGCUACUGGCUUUUCUCUUCUGCUUACCACACUGCAUAGUUUCCAAGGCGAUGGAGGGAAUGCGGAUCAAUCUUCUUUGGAAGUCUACAUUAAGGUGUUUACAUACCUGUUGCGUGUUGUGACUGCUGGAGUGUGUGAUAAUGCAGUUAACCGGAUAAAAUUGCACACAAUUAUAACAUCCCAGACUUUUUACGAGCUCCUAUCUGAGUCUGGCUUACUUUGUGUGGACUGUGAAAAACAAGUCAUACAGUUACUGUUCGAACUAGCUCUUGAAAUUGUGCUUCCACCGUUCUUGUCAUCGGAAAGUUUUGCAUCAUCUGAUAUGCCUGAUAGCGGGACUUCAAGUUUUUCACUAACGACCACAUCAGGUUCAUUUCAUCCCGAUAAGGAACGGGUGUACAAUGCAGGUGCUGUUAGAGUUCUUAUUCGUUCAUUACUGCUCUUUACCCCGAAGCUGCAGCUUGAAGUGCUGAAACUUAUUGAAAGUCUAGCUCGUGCUGGCCCCUUCAAUCAGGAAAACCUCACCUCUGUAGGUUGCGUAGAACUUCUGCUGGAAACCAUCCGCCCAUUCCUUUCGGGUUCGUCUCCAUUACUUAAAUAUGCUUUGGAGAUUGUAGAAGUUCUCGGGGCAUACAGGCUAUCUACAUUAGAACUCCGAAUGCUCAUUAGAUAUGUGUUGCAAAUGAGGCAAAAGAAAUCUGGUAGCAUACUUGUUGGAAUGAUGGAAAGGUUAAUACUUAUGGAGGAUAUGGCCUCAGACAGUGUUUCACUUACACCGUUUGUAGAAAUGGACAUGAGUAAAACUGGGCAUGCGUCUAUUCAAGUCUCCCUGGGAGAAAGAUCUUGGCCUCCAGCUGCUGGUUAUUCAUUUGUUUGUUGGUUUCAGUUUCAAAAUCUUUUCAAGUCACAAGUUAAGGAAACAGAGUCUUCCAAAGCUGGUACUUCGAAAAGGCGGCCUGGUGGGCAAAAUCACGAGCGGCAUAUUCUACGAAUGUUUUCUGUGGGUGCAGCGAAUAAUGAAACUACAUCCUAUGCAGAACUUUAUCUUCAGGAGGAUGGUGUUUUGACCCUUGCAACCAGCAACUCGAACUCCCUAUCAUUUUCAGGCUUGGAAUUUGAGGAGGGCAGGUGGCAUCACCUUGCAGUUGUACAUAACAAACCAAAUGCUCUUGCUGGACUAUUCCAAGCUAGUGUUGCUUAUGUGUAUCUUGAUGGAAAACUGAGACACACAGGGAAACUAGGAUAUUCUCCAUCACCGUUUGGAAUACCUUUGCAGGUAACAGUAGGGACCCCUGUUACCUGUGCAAAAGUUAGUGAGCUGACCUGGAAGGUCCGCUCGUGCUAUCUUUUUGAAGAGGUGCUCACCUCAGGUUGUAUUUGUUUCAUGUACAUUCUUGGUAGAGGAUAUAGGGGGAUCUUCCAAGACACAGAUCUCCUUCGUUUUGUCCCUAACCAGGCAUGUGGUGGUGGUAGCAUGGCUAUCUUAGAUUCACUAGAUGCUGACUCGACCAUGGUUUCUAAUUCACAGAAGCUUGAUACUGCAAACAAGAAAGGAGAUACAAAAGCAGAUGGUAGUGGAAUUGUUUGGGAUAUGGAGAGACUAGCGAAUCUCUCCUUACAGCUUGCUGGAAGGAAGCUUAUAUUUGCGUUUGAUGGCACCUGUACAGAAGCUAAUAGAGCAUCUGGGGCUUUACACAUGCUCAAUCUUGUUGAUCCAAUGUCUGCUGCAGCUUCUCCUAUUGGAGGUAUCCCACGUUUUGGACGGCUUCAUGGGAAUAUCUAUCUAUGUAGGCAAUGUGUAGUUGGCGAUACUAUCUGUCCAGUUGGUGGAAUUACUGUUGUCCUUUCCUUGGUUGAGGCUGCUGAGACUAGGGACAUGCUUCACAUGGCCCUCACUUUAUUGGCUUGUGCUCUUCAUCAGAAUCCUCAGAAUGUGAGAGACAUGCAGAAAUGCCGGGGAUAUCAUCUGCUCUCUCUCUUUUUGCGUCCACGAAUGUCACUAUUUGAUAUGCAAUCUCUUGAGAUAUUUUUCCAGAUUGCUGCCUGUGAAGCUUCAUUUUCUGAACCAAGGAAGUUGAAGUAUACUCGGACUAAUUUGUCACCAGCCUCAACUGUGCAGGAAACCAGUUUUGAGGAAAUUAAUCUGUCAAGGUUCCGUGAGGAGUUUUCAUCAGUUGGAUCUCAAGGAGACUUGGAUGACUUUUCGGCGCAGAAAGAUUCAUUUAGUCAUAUUUCAGAGCUAGAAAAUGUUGAUAUUCCAAAUGAGACCUCAAAUUGCAUUGUAUUGUCCAAUGCAGAUAUGGUGGAGCAUGUCCUGUUGGAUUGGACAUUGUGGGUAGUGGCUUCAGUUUCGAUUCAAAUUGCACUCCUUGGUUUUCUGGAACAUUUAGUGUCAAUGCACUGGUACAGGAACCAUAACCUCACUAUUUUGCGCCGUAUAGACCUUGUUCAACAUUUACUCGUUACUCUGCAACGUGGUGAUGUUGAAGUUCCUGUUUUGGAGAAAUUGGUUGUAUUGCUUGGGGUUAUUCUAGAAGAUGGUUUUCUGUCUUCUGAACUGGAACAUGUGGUUAGGUUUGUCAUCAUGACAUUUGAUCCACCUGAACUGACACCUCGAAAUCCAAUAAUGCGUGAGGCCAUGGGGAAGCAUGUAAUCGUUCGAAAUAUGCUGCUGGAGAUGCUCAUUGAUCUGCAAGUAACCAUUAAAUCAGAAGAAUUGCUUGAACAGUGGCACAAGAUUGUUUCGUCCAAAUUGAUAACAUAUUUUCUAGAUGAAGCUGUCCACCCUACAAGCAUGAGAUGGAUCAUGACUCUUCUUGGUGUUUGUCUUACUUCCUCUCCUACAUUUGCCCUAAAAUUUCGCUCUAGUGGAGGUUUUCAAGGCUUGUCCCGGGUGCUUCCUAGUUUCUAUGAUUCCCCAGACAUAUAUUAUAUCUUGUUUUGUCUGAUUUUUGGCAAGCCUGUCUAUCCUAGAUUGCCAGAAGUUCGGAUGCUAGAUUUUCACGCCCUUAUGCCGAAUGAUGGAAGUUCUGUGGAACUGAAACUUAUAGAGUUGUUGGAGUCUGUGAUUACUAUGGCAAAAUCUACUUUUGAUAGGUUGAGCCUUCAGUCAAUGCUGGCUCACCAAACUGGUAAUCUCUCCCUGGUUGCUGGCAUUGUGGCAGAACUUGUGAAUGGAAAUGCAGACAUGACUGGAGAGCUUCAAGGUGAAGCAUUGAUGCAUAAGACAUAUGCAGCACGAUUAAUGGGUGGAGAGGCAUCAGCACCAGCAGCUGCUACUUCAGUCUUGAGGUUUAUGGUUGAUUUGGCAAAAAUGUGCCCCCCUUUCGCUGCUAUUUGUAAACGAGCAGAGUUUCUUGAAAGCUGUGGUGACCUAUAUUUUUCUUGUGUCAGAGCAGCCCAUGCUGUGAAGAUGGCGAAGGAACUCUCUUCAAAGACAGAAGAGAAAAGCUCAAAUGAUUUUGAUGAUACAUGUAGUUCCCAGAACACAUUCUCUAGCUUACCUCACGAACAGGAUCAGUCAGCCAAAACGUCCAUUAGUGCUGGAAGCUUCCCUCCUGCUCAAGUAAGUACAAGUUCUGAAGAUACAGGUGUCCCCCCGAAUUCUGCGAUGGAGGAGAAAGCAGAUAUCAAAGUUUGUACAUCUCGGGAGGAGUUGAACAAAUCUGUGCAAGAGGAUGCACAAGCUCUGCAGAGCUUAGAUGGUGACAUUGCUGACCAGAUGUCUGCUACUUCCAGCAUGGAUGAAUCUAGCUUCCGUAAGAAGAAAGUUGUGCCGGAUCCCAUCAAACCACCAGAUUCGCAGAGUUCUGCUUCUUUUACCAUGCUUGAUUCUCCAAAUUUAUCUGAAAAGUCCAUCUCUAGAGUUCCAAUCAGUCCUUCACCAGUUCUUGCAUUGACAUCGUGGCUAGGAAGUACGGGCCAUAAUGAAUUAAGAUCUCCCUUGGCUGCCAGUCCUUCCGUGGAUCAUUCUGUAACUAGUAUUGAAUUUGAUCAAUCUUCAGAGGUGAAGAUGACUUCUCUGGGGACUUCUACUGCAAAUACCUUUUUUGCAGUAAGUCCAAAGCUGCUUCUUGAAAUGGAUGAUUGUGGUUAUGGAGGUGGUCCUUGUUCUGCUGGAGCAACUGCUGUUUUAGAUUUUAUUGCAGAAGUUCUUUCUGAGUUUGUGACUGAGCAAGUAAAAGCAUCACAGAUUAUAGAGGGGAUCUUGGAAAGUGUUCCCUUAUACGUUGAUGCAGAUUCCGUGUUGGUAUUCCAGGGUUUGUGCCUGAGCAGACUGAUGAACUUUCUGGAAAGACGUCUCUUGCGUGAUGACGAAGAAGAUGAGAAAAAGCUGGAUAAAGGUCGUUGGUCCUCAAAUUUGGAUUCAUUAUGCUGGAUGAUAGUGGACCGUGCAUAUAUGGGUGCUUUUCCUCAACCAGCUGCUGUACUGAGGACCCUCGAGUUCUUAUUGUCUAUGUUACAAUUGGCAAAUAAAGAUGGCCGAAUUGAAGAAGCUACUCCUAGUGGAAAGGGUCUCUUAUCUAUUGGAAGAGGGAGUAGGCAACUUGAUGCAUACAUAUAUUCAAUUCUUAAAAAUACAAAUCGUAUGAUAUUGUAUUGCUUUCUGCCAACAUUCUUGACUUCAAUAGGAGAAGACAAUCUGCUUUCAAGCUUAAGUUUGCUAGUUGAACACAAGAAGAGAGUAUCCUCAAACUCUUUGGAUGAUAAUUUAGGAAUUGAUAUAUGCACAGUCCUGCAGUUAAUAGUCGCUCACAGGCGAAUUUUGUUUUGUCCCAGCAAUAUGGAUACUGACAUAAAUUGUUGUCUCUGUGUAAAUUUGAUAUCUCUUCUUCAAGACCAGCGGCAGAGUGUACUGAACAUGGCAGUUGAUAUUGUCAAAUACCUCCUGGUGUAUCGUAGGUCAGCUCUAGAAGAUUUGCUCGUCUCCAAACCAAACCAAGGACAGCACCUUGAUGUACUACAUGGUGGGUUUGACAAGUUAUUGUCCGGAAGUUUGUCUGAUUUCUUUGAGUGGCUUCAAAACUCCGAACAGGUAGUGGAUAAAGUACUAGAGCAGUGUGCUGGCAUUAUGUGGGUACAGUAUAUUACUGGAUCUGCGAAAUUUCCUGGCGUGAGAAUUAAAGCUAUGGAAGGUCGUCGUAAGAGAGAAAUGGGGAGAAAAUUAAAGGAUACAUCAAAGUUAGAUUCAAAGCACUGGGAGCAGGUGAAUGAACGAAGAUAUGCUCUGGAAUUAGUACGGGAUGCAAUGUCUACUGAGCUGAGAGUUGUCCGUCAAGACAAGUAUGGAUGGGUUCUGCAUGCUGAGAGUGAGUGGCAAACCCAUCUUCAACAACUUGUUCAUGAGCGCGGAAUAUUCCCAAUGCGAAAAUCCUCUGUUCCAGAGGAUCCGGACUGGCAACUUUGUCCAAUUGAAGGUCCAUACAGGAUGCGGAAAAAGCUUGAUCGCUGCAAAUUGAAAAUUGACACCAUCCAAAACAUUCUUGAUGGACAAUUUGAAUUAGCGGAAGCAGAGCUUGUGAAAGCCAGAAAUGAGAACGAUCCAGGCUCUUCUGAUAAUGAUUCAGAACCAUCUUUUCCACUCUUUACUGAUAUUCCUGGUAGUGCCAAACAGAAUGGUCUUGAUGGAGAGCUGUAUGAAGAAUCAUUUUUCAAAGAACCAGGUAAUGUCAAAGAGGUUGCUUCUGUAAAGAAUGAGUGGAGUGAUGACAGAACUAGUAGUAUAAAUGAUGCAAGUCUACACUCCGCACUUGAGUUUGGUGGUAAGUCUAGUUCAGGCUCUCUUCCCAUAGAUGAGAGUAUACAAGGAAGAUCUGACCUAGGAUCUCCGUGGCAAUCUACUUCAGCAAAAAUCGGUGAUGUCAAAGUUACAGAUGAUAAACCAGAUAAGGAACUUCAUGACAACGGAGAAUACCUAAUCAGACCUUAUCUGGAACCUUUUGAAAGGAUACGAUUUCGAUAUAACUGUGAACGAGUUGUAGGCCUUGACAAACAUGAUGGCAUAUUUUUGAUUGGCGAGCUUUCUCUGUAUGUGAUUGAGAAUUUUUUCAUUGAUGAAUCCGGGUGCAUUUGUGAAAAGGAAUUCGAAGAUGACCUCUCUAUUAUUGAUCAGGCUCUGGGUGUAAAGAAGGAUGCUACUGGCAGUCUGGAUUUCCAGUCCAAGUCAACUUCAUCUUGGGGCACAACUGUUAAGUCCUGGGUUGGAGGAAGAGCAUGGGCCUAUAAUGGCGGUGCAUGGGGAAAGGAGAAAGUGUGUACUGGUGGCAACAUGCCUCACCCUUGGCACAUGUGGAAACUUGACAGUGUUCAUGAAAUGUUGAAGCGUGAUUACCAGCUGCGUCCUGUUGCUGUCGAGAUAUUUAGCAUGGAUGGAUGUAAUGAUCUCCUGGUGUUCCACAAAAAGGAGAGGGAAGAGGUUUUUAAAAAUUUAGUGGCCAUGAAUCUUCCCAGGAAUAGCAUGUUGGACACAACCAUUUCAGGAUCAUCAAAACAAGAAGGCAACGAGGGUAGCCGUCUAUUUAAGACGGUGGCUAAAUCCUUUUCAAAAAGGUGGCAAAAUGGAGAAAUAAGCAACUUUCAGUACCUCAUGCAUCUCAACACCUUGGCAGGACGUGGAUACAGUGAUCUUACCCAAUAUCCAGUGUUUCCAUGGGUUUUGUCAGAUUAUGAGAGUGAAAAUCUGGAUUUAUUGGAUCCAAAAACAUUUCGUAGACUUGAUAAACCGAUGGGUUGCCAGACACCAGAGGGUGAAGAAGAAUUUGUGAAAAGAUAUGAGAGCUGGGAUGAUCCAGAGGUACCGAAAUUUCAUUAUGGUUCACAUUACUCAAGUGCUGGGAUUGUCCUCUUCUAUCUUUUGCGCCUACCACCAUUCAGUGCAGAGAAUCAAAAGUUACAGGGAGGUCAAUUUGAUCAUGCUGAUCGUCUUUUCAAUAGUGUUAGAGAUACUUGGUUAAGUGCAGCUGGUAAGGGCAACACAUCAGAUGUGAAGGAGUUGAUUCCAGAAUUUUUCUACAUGCCAGAGUUCCUGGAAAAUCGUUUCAAUCUUGAUUUGGGAGAGAAACAGUCGGGAGAGAAGGUUGGUGAUGUUGGUUUACCUCAGUGGGCUAAAGGCAGUGUUAGGGAGUUCAUCAGAAAGCAUAGGGAGGCACUGGAAUCUGAUUAUGUUUCAGAAAAUUUGCAUCAUUGGAUAGAUCUCAUCUUUGGAUGCAAACAAAGAGGGAAGGCGGCUGAGGAAGCUGUGAAUGUCUUUUAUCACUACACAUAUGAGGGCAGUGUGGACAUAGACUCGGUUACAGAUCCUGCAAUGAAGGCCUCAAUUCUAGCACAAAUUAAUCAUUUUGGGCAGACACCCAAACAAUUAUUUCUCAAACCCCAUGUCAAAAGGCAGGUUGACCGAAGGCUUCCUCAUCCACUCAGGUACUCGAACCAUCUUGUUCCACAUGACGUGCGCAAGACUACCUCUUCCAUAACUCAGAUUGUUACUGUGAAUGAGAAAAUCCUAGUGGCAGGAACAAAUUGUUUGCUAAAACCAAGAACAUAUACCAAGUAUGUUGCGUGGGGUUUUCCUGAUCGUAGCUUAAGAAUUAUGAGUUAUGAUCAGGAUCGACUGGUCUCCACACAUGAGAAUCUUCAUGGAGGAAACCAGAUUCAAUGCACUGGUGUGAGCCAUGAUGGUCAGAUUCUGGUAACUGGGGCUGAUGAUGGCUUAGUUUCUGUUUGGAGAUUCAGCAAGUAUGGUCCCCGUAUCAUGAGACACUUACAGCUAGAGAAGGCACUUUGUGCCCACACAUCCAGAAUCACAUGCCUUCAUGUUAGCCAGCCUUACAUGCUAAUUGUGAGCGGAUCAGAUGACUGCACUGUUGUUAUAUGGGAUCUCAGCUCCUUGGUUUUCGUUAGGCAGCUCCCUGAGUUCCCAGCACCGAUAUCCGCAAUUUAUGUGAAUGAUUUGACUGGGGAUAUUGUUACGGCAGCUGGAAUCUUGCUUGCUGUAUGGAGCAUUAAUGGGGACUGCCUUGCAAUGGUUAACACAUCCCAACUGCCUUCUGAUUCAAUUCUUUCCGUGACAAGUAGUUCAUUUUCUGAUUGGCUGGAUACGAACUGGUUUGUAACGGGUCAUCAGAGUGGUGCUGUCAAGGUGUGGCAAAUGGUGCACCACUCCAACCAUGAGAGUCCCCAACAGAGGUCAACGAGCAGUGGAACGAGUGGUUUAAAUCUCAGUGAUAAGGCUCCAGAGUACAGGUUUGUGCUCCACAAGGUACUGAAGUAUCAUAAGCAUCCUGUUACUGCCCUGCACCUUACAGUUGACCUAAAGCAGUUACUAAGUGGUGAUUCUGGCGGGCAUUUGCUAUCAUGGACACUGCAAGAUGAGAGCGUGAAAACUAUUCAGGGGUGAUGAUCACAGGUUCUCAUUUUAGUGUCAUGACUUUACCACACGGGGCGCUAUCGAUUCUAAGUGAGACCAUAAGGGUUUUAUGAGUCAUCCUCAUGAAGGAAAAGAAUGGAAGCAACUUCAUAACGCAUGGAAAGAGGUAAAGUGCCACUGCAGGGCUGGCCUGGACAGAAGCAGGACCAAACUAUACAGGAUUGACAGUUAAAACACAAACUCUCAUAAGCUUACGUUGAAUGUUGAAACUCCCGCAAGAAUAUGACAGGAUGUUUGCCCCAAAAGGUUGAGCAUCUGAUCGAGAAGGCAGUAUGAUAUGCUGUGCUUUUGCAUGAAUGGGAGGAGGAUGUUCACCUGAUGAACAUUAAGUCUUUACAGGUCUUUUGUUUUGAUGUAUAUAGAUGGACUAGGACUAACAGUGUGUAAUGAAGUUGUAUAGCAGAAAAGCUUGUCAGGAAUGGGACCAUUGGUUGGUAAAUGGGAACGAUCGUCCCCCGUUUAAAUGUGGGACGAUUAAAUUGGUUGAACGUGUGCCUUUUGGCUAUAAUUCUUUUUGAAAUGUGCAAUUGGGCGGCACUUGAUGGCCCCGCUUUUUGUGAAUCGUACAAUCCUCUUUUUCAUACGAGGUUUAUAAGGAAGCUGGUUUUUUUGUUGGUUGAUUGGG